UCCUGCUUCUGCAAGCCCCUGGGAGAAUUCCCCUUCUCUUUGCUUUCUCUGUGGGCUGCACAUUCUCACCUUGAGGUGAGUGGAAAUGUCAGCUGGAAUGUGGGGAUGGAAAAAAAAUUGAUGCUUGUCCAAACCUACUCAUGUUUAUAUUGGAGCCUGUGAGUGACAUCAGAGCCGGGAAGAGUAUAAACACCAGCAGGACCUUACGCCGAGACUUUAAAAACUGCAAACACAUUGCUGCUUCCCCAGUGCCUGGGGACUGAUGUGCUGAAGUGCCAGAGAACAGGGCAGUAUGAGAAGCCAACUGGAAAAGCAGCUUCUCUUCUCUCUUCUCUGCAUCCUUUCCAAGGUCUGUGCUCAGCUCUGCCGGACACCAUGCUACUGCCCCUGGAUCCCGCCCCGCUGCCCUCCCGGAUCCCCUCUGGUUCUGGAUGGAUGCGGGGUGGCCUGCAACCACCUCAGUGUGUGUGAUCAGAGCCAGGGCCUCGUCUGUGAUUACAGCGAUGCCCACCUGGGGAGAGGAGGAACCUGCAACUUUGAGGAGGGAGACGACAGCUGCGAGGUGAAUGGAAAGGUCUAUCGAGACGGAGAGGUGUUCCAGCCCAGCUGUAAGAUCCAGUGCCGCUGCUCAGAUGGAGGGUUCACCUGCGUACCCCUGUGCAGUGAGGAUGUCCGCCUGCCCACUCCAGACUGCCCUCAUCCGAGGCGAGUGGAGGUCCCAGGGAAGUGUUGUCAGGAAUGGAUCUGUGAGAGGCAAGACAGUCACUUCCUUCAGGAUGCCAUGACAGGGCUUAGGGCGCCUGGCACAGCCGCCGUGAGUCUCUCCCACCCCUGUGAAGAAUGGAGCACAGAGUGGAGCACCUGCUCUGCAACCUGCGGCCUGGGGAUUUCUACCCGGGUGUCAAACCAGAAUCCGUACUGCAGGCUCGACACUCACCACCGUUUGUGCAUGCUCAGACCCUGCCAGGCUCCCCCAGGAAUACCUCACACAAGGGCAAGAGGGGGUCGUUUGUAGCCCCGCCCCACAGAUUCUGGUCUCGAGACUUCCUCCCAGCAGCCAGACGGACCCAAGCCUAGGUCACGGGGGCAUGUUCUACCUCCAGUGAAGCUAGGGAAGAACACACUGACUUCUACUGCAAAGGAGGAUGAAGAACCAGGAACAAGAUCCCCAUCUCCUUCCUCAUGCCCAUCACAGUUUCUCUAGACAAUGUGGGGAAAUCCUGCAGCCUGUAUGUUAAACUGCCAUGAUGGCGUAAGCUUAUCGUCAGCCCUUGACCCCUGUGAUAGGACAUCCAUUGGCAGUGAUGCUGUGUGGGUACCGUCACUCAUGGGAUCCCCCUCAGCAGGAGAGCAACCCAAGCCUUGGCAGGCCAAGCUGUCCCUGCUUUUCCAAGCAGGUGUUUACCAUUCAGAAUGACGCAAUGGGCUUAGUCUGGGUGGCUUUGCAUGUGGAGCCCUAGGCUGUCGCUUUCAUGCGUGUCCCCUGCAUGAGGGGGGCUCUUAGGAUCCCACCGGAAACGUGGCGGGAGGUGAGGCAAGGAGGGUGUAGACACAGACAUGCUCCGCACUCCGGGCUGGCUCCCAGGCUCGCUGAACUCGAUGGGCAGACUCCCAUUGAUGUUGGUGGGCUUUGGAUCAGGCCCUGAGAGCUCAGUAGAGAGCAAGUCUCUGUACAUGGAUUUGAAAGCCUCUCCCCUGUCUGCAUUCAGGUCCCCUAUGGAACUCCCCAGCAAUCAGCAUUGCCAUGGGGCUGUCUGGAUGCAUGCUCUGAAGCAGUGAAUGCCUUCCCAAGCCCUGGGGCGGUAUCCACAGUAGCAAAGGUGCUUCAGGCUCUUGCAAUUGGUACUCUAGGAUCCCCUCUUUAUCAUGGGCUGAGUCUCUGUGCUGAGCUUGCCUUCCAUUCAGGUGUGCACCUGCCAUCGAGCUUUGGCUGCUCACCACUGUGAGAGGAGGAGUAUGAAGCAGCCCAAGCAACACAGGGGCUAGAGCAGAUACAGUUAAAUGGAACCCAUGCUGGUAGAGUAAGACUCAGAGUCAAAAAGUUGGCACAAUUCCCAGAAAAAGUUUGGGAACCUCUAUAUUGAGGCGUGAGUUUAAAAACUCAAAGUUCGAACAAGAAAUAGAUAUGGCCACCCCAAAUCCUUCUGCUUCUCCAGAUGUAGCUUGCAAGAGGAGAACACUCCUUUCCAAGUCCUGGGGGUGAUUUCUGAAUAUAUUGUUUACUGGGUAGAUUUUCAAAGGCCCCACGUGUCUGUAACCAGCUCCUGAUAGGUGGAUACUUUAGGAUUUAUGACUGUGCACACAAGUGAAGGGGGCAUCAUAAAAUGCGGCUCCUUCACCAAAUGUCUCACAUAAUGCCAAAAAAAUAUUCACUAUCUCAAACAUGUUCCACUGCUGGGAACAAUUCUGUACAGAUCCUCAGGGAAAGGUGGCAUCUAAUACAAUUACAUUCUUAUCUCUGAUUUGUACAGUCCUAUGACUCACAUACAGUCUGUUUAUAAUAUCCAGCUACCCCCGCAAAUAAACAGACAAGAUUCAAAUUGUCAUCUGAACAGGAGUCUUCCUUAUGGAAGUUUUAAUUCUCCUUCCCUUCUCUGAAAACACAUUCCUCUGAAAUUAACAAGGACAUUUUUAUCCAGCAGAAAGCAUCCUCUUUAGCAUUGCUGCAUUCCAUCCACAAUGCUAUUGGCUUGGCAUGUCUCUCAACCAGGCAAACAAGGACUUCACACCUUGGUGAUCCUAUUCUAUAACUCCGGACAUGCCACGUCAUAUCCAACCACAAAAACCUAAAGGCCAAAACAAAGGCAGCAAAACUGCAAAGCUGGGAAAAGGCCAUCUUCAAACACAGAGGGGCUUUCCAGCAGGAGCAGCAGAGGAGAGUUAUUCUGCAGGCAGCCAAGCUUUGUUUUCUCACAGCGAUAAUCUUUUAAGGUUGUUCAAAACUGAAGUUUAAAUGCCCUCUAACGGCCUCUAGUUAAACCUGCAGAGGCAACUCACUAUCUCCUCCCAUGGACAAAUGUGAACUGCAACUAGAAGAGAGCUGCAUUUCAGAUUAUGAAUCCAGACAAGAUCUGGCAAUUUCAGUUUUUCUAUAUGUGAAUUUGAAAAUAUCUAGCAGUAUAGCUUGUAUUAAUGCAUCUCAGCAAGGGUAUGUCUAGACUUCAUCCCUUAUGCCUCCUGCAAGGAGGUUUACAGGAUCUGUCGAAAAAAGCUUUCUUUCUCAACAGAUCCCCCUCUAGACUGCCACUUUUUGCUGACAAGUGCUGAGCCGGCAAAACGCAGCAACCAUUUUUAUGCAAAUUAGGCACGGGAUAUUUAAAUCCCUGCCUCAUUUGCAAUGUCAGCCUGCCUAAUCUGCAUCCCUCUGCUGACAGAGGGAUGCAAUCUAGACAUACCCCAAGGGAGUGAACCCUGUUCUGAUCUCACACUCGUUUUACACAGGUGAAUCUUCACUGACAUCAGUGGAGUUAUGCCCGAUUUACAGUGGUAUAAAGGAGACUAGAAUCAGGACCAAAUAGCUUGGAUAUGUCUGCGGUUCAGGAAGCUUAAAUUUGGAUACGAGAAAUGUAGGCAAAAUAAAAACAUUUAAAAAUUCAUAACAUUGUGUCAGCUAGUUGUAGUCUCUCAGCGUCUCUUAAACACUGUUAGGUCUUUUGAUUACAUUGGUUUCCAUUUUAAUGUGGUGUAUCUCUCUAUACAUGCAUAUGUACCAACUGGGGUGUACAUGGAUGGAGGGUUUUAUUAUUAAUGUGUAUAAUGGUGGCAUAUAGGAACCCCAGUCAAGGACCCAUUGAACUAGGUACUGGACAAACACAGAAUAAAAAGAAAGUGAUGUGUGCAUGUAUCAGUGUGUGGACCACUUGGACUAUGUAGGCAUGAGCUCAUAUGAUUGAGUUGUGGGUAUAUGGAUUAGUUUGUGCUUCUGUACAAGAGUAUGCAUACCUCUUGGGCACGUGGCUGUGUAGAUCAGUGUUUCUUAAACUGUAUUCUGCAGCACACCGGAGGUGUGCCAUG
Molecule: messenger RNA, 4014 nt
Organism: Pelodiscus sinensis (Chinese soft-shelled turtle)
Lineage: Eukaryota; Metazoa; Chordata; Testudines; Trionychidae
Source: RefSeq, a predicted model, not a curated record